AUGAGAAUUACGCAAAUUACAGUGGCAGCAGCAGCAGCUACACUCGCCCUCGUUGAGGCUGAAGAAUUUUUAAUACGUUUAAAAGCGCCCAAGACUUUGGCCAAACUAGUUGAAAAUCAUAUUAGCGAUGAUCUCUUAGAUGCUUUCUCAGAGGGCAAAAUAUUGAAGACCUUUUCGUUUGGUAAAUUCGAAGGUUUUACGGUUGACUUCCCCAUGAGUUCGAUCGCGAAGCUAAGAAACAACCCACUGGUCGCAGAAAUUGUGCCCAAUGUGGAAUUCAACGUCUUUGACAAUGAAAGCUCAGAGAAGGACAAAAGUGAAGGCGGUGGUGAUGGAGAAAAAGACAAAAGCGACGGCGAUGAAGAGGACGACGACGACGAUGACGAAGAGGACGACGACAAUGACGAAGAGGAUGACGACGAUGACGACAGUGAGAAUGACAAAGAUGAUAUCGAAUUUAGUGAUAUCAGCGCCCAAACAUUCGCACCUAGACACCUGGCCAGGAUUUCGCGCAGAUCUGCUUUGCCAUACAACCCCAACGAUGUUGCCACCGCUAGUUCCAACUUUAGCUAUUAUUAUGACAUGGACUUUUUGGGAACUUGUGUCAACGCCUAUGUGAUUGACACCGGCAUCUACAAAGAGCACAACGAAUUUGACGGAAGAGCUAUUUUUGGAGCAGACUUUACCGGAGAAGGGCCAGGCGAUUUCAAUGGUCAUGGUACUCACGUUGCCGGUCUCAUCGGCUCCAAGACAUUUGGUGUAGCAAAAGAUGUGAGUCUUAUUGAGGUGAAAGCUCUCAAUGCGAAAGGUCAAGGUAACCUGACAUCUGUCAUCAGUGCUUUAGAAUUUACCGUUAACCACUGCCGCGAUAGUAAACGCGGAUGUGUGGCAAACUUGAGUCUGGGGUCGUUCAGGAAUUCCGUUUUGAACCAGGCCGUUGAGGCAGCCCUCGAAGCAGGUGUGGUGAUAGUGGUGGCCGCCGGAAAUUCAAAUGCAAACGCAUGCUGGAGCAGCCCCGCAUCUUCUCUAUCGUCACUCACUGUGGGGGCAUUUGACGACAGAACCGACACCAUUGCCAGGUUUUCAAACUGGGGCAACUGCGUUGAUAUCUUUGCUCCGGGAGUAAAGGUAUAUUCUGUAGCUAACAAGCCACAUUUCAGUCCAGUCGCCUACUCGGGUACCUCUAUGGCUUCACCAAUAGUUGCUGGAAUGGCCGCGCUACUUUUGGAUAGUGGAGUGCAUCCUUUGGAUGUGAAGAAAGGAAUUCUGGAACUGUCAACAGAUUCCGUGUUCCAUAAGCGAAGUCUAGUUUUCAAACCUGGAACACCUAACAAAAUUCUCUUCACCGGCGUGGACAAGCAAGACGAUGUUUUUGAUAAUGCCGUUUAUCCCGGGAUCGACAUUGACCAGUUGGUGAAAGAUUUGGAAAGUUACAAUAAGGAUGGACAUGUAGCCGAAGACGAUGCCACUCUGCCAUUGGGGGAGAUAAAGCUCAAGAAACGGUCCAGAGUCACAACUUUGAUGCCUUUCGUCAAGCCCAUUUACCCAACCACAGUUGCGGAACCUACGUGCACUAUCUACAGUAGCGUUAUGUGUCAUUAG
This is a messenger RNA of Lachancea meyersii CBS 8951, 1602 nucleotides long. Lineage: Eukaryota; Fungi; Ascomycota; Saccharomycetes; Saccharomycetales; Saccharomycetaceae. The record is from the annotation of a GenBank genome assembly.